GCCUCCAGCCACAGCAUGAAUGGGCUCGAGGCCGCCUCCCCAAGUCUGACCGUCAAUGCAUCCCUGGCUGCCCCUGGGGAAUGUGGGCACGAGACGCCACUGGAGAACAUGUUGUUCGCCUGCUUCUACCUCCUGGACUUCAUCCUGGCCUUUGUGGGCAACGCGCUGGCUCUGUGGCUGUUCAUCCGGGACCACAAGUCAGGCACACCGGCCAACGUGUUCCUCAUGCACCUGGCCGUGGCUGACCUGUCCUGCGUGCUGGUCCUGCCCACCCGCCUCGUCUACCACUUCUCCGGGAACCACUGGCCCUUUGGGGAGAUCCCGUGCCGGCUCACCGGCUUCCUAUUCUACCUCAACAUGUACGCCAGCAUCUACUUCCUCACCUGCAUCAGCGCUGACCGCUUCCUGGCCAUCGUGCACCCGGUCAAGUCCCUGAAGCUGCGCCGGCCGCUCUACGCUCACCUGGCUUGCGCCUUCCUGUGGGUGGUGGUGGCUGUGGCCAUGGCCCCGCUGCUGGUGAGCCCGCAGACCGUGCAGACCAACGGCACAGUCGUCUGCCUGCAGCUGUACCGGGAGAAGGCCUCGCACCACGCCCUUGUGUCCCUGGCCGUGGCCUUCACCUUCCCCUUUGUCACCACGGUCACAUGCUACCUGCUGAUCAUCCGCAGCCUGCGCCAGGGCCCCCGCGUGGAGAAGCGUCUCAAGAACAAGGCGGUGCGCAUGAUCGCCAUGGUGCUGGCCAUCUUCCUGGUCUGCUUUGUGCCCUAUCACGUGCACCGCUCUGUCUACGUGCUGCACUACCGGGACGGCCGGGCCACCUGCACGGCCCAGCGCAUCCUGGCUCUGGGGAACCGCAUCACCUCCUGCCUCACCAGCCUCAAUGGGGCCCUGGACCCCGUCAUGUACUUCUUUGUGGCUGAGAAGUUCCGCCAUGCCCUGUGCAACUUGCUGUGUGGGAAAAGGCCCAUGGGCCCGCCCCCUAGCUUUGAAGGGAAAACCAACGAGAGCUCACUGAGUGCCAGGUCCGAGCUGUGA
Molecule: messenger RNA, 1035 nt
Organism: Lepus europaeus (European hare)
Lineage: Eukaryota; Metazoa; Chordata; Mammalia; Lagomorpha; Leporidae
Gene: GPR17
Product: G protein-coupled receptor 17
Exons: 1
Coding region: 16-1035 (339 amino acids)
Biological process (GO): positive regulation of Rho protein signal transduction; phospholipase C-activating G protein-coupled receptor signaling pathway
Cellular component (GO): membrane
Molecular function (GO): G protein-coupled receptor activity
Source: RefSeq, a predicted model, not a curated record